CUCCUCCCGUCCUCUUCACCAACCGGUACUUUUCACGCGCCUCUCUCCCCCCCUUCUCUCUCUCUGCCAUCCUUUCGGUUCUACCCCGGUCCGCCAAGAUGUUCUCUCUUCGGACGGCGCAGCCUGCCCAGUCUCUCCUUCGUCGCGCUGCGGUGCCAACUUCUCUUGUCCGCUCCUAUAUCCCAGCAAGAUCCUUCGCUAGCGUUCAGUCGGACAUUUUCAAGCCAACCAAAUAUGGCGGCAAGUACACUGUCACACUCAUUCCAGGCGACGGAAUUGGUGCCGAGGUUGCCGAGUCAGUGAAAACAAUUUUCAAGGCCGACAAUGUUCCCAUCGAGUGGGAGCAGGUAGAUGUUAGUGGUGUUGACACCGGCAACAAGCACUCUGAGGAGCUCUUCAAGGAGUCCAUCGCGUCUUUGCGACGUAACAAGCUGGGUCUGAAGGGUAUCCUGUUUACCCCCGUUGAGCGGUCCGGCCACCAGUCAUUCAAUGUCGCUCUUCGUCAGGAGCUAGAUAUCUUUGCUUCGGUUGUCCUCAUCAAGAACAUCCCCGGGUAUCAGACACGCCACGAGAACGUUGAUCUGUGCAUCAUCCGUGAGAACACCGAGGGUGAAUACUCUGGUCUUGAACAUCAGUCCGUGCAGGGUGUCGUGGAAUCAUUGAAGAUUAUCACUCGUGCCAAGUCUGAGCGCAUUGCGAAGUUCGCUUUCGGUUUUGCUCUUGCCAACAACAGAAAGAAGGUCACUUGCAUCCACAAGGCCAACAUCAUGAAGCUUGCAGAUGGUCUGUUCCGCAGCACUUUCCACAAAGUUGCUGAGAACUACCCAACCUUGGAGGUUAACGACAUGAUCGUUGAUAACGCUUCCAUGCAGGCUGUCUCGCGCCCCCAGCAGUUUGAUGUGAUGGUCAUGCCUAAUUUGUAUGGUGGCAUUCUAUCUAACAUUGGUGCCGCCCUCGUUGGUGGUCCUGGUGUGGUUCCUGGCUGCAACAUGGGCCGUGAUGUUGCCGUGUUUGAGCCAGGAUGCCGCCACGUUGGUCUCGACAUCAAGGGCAAAGACCAAGCAAACCCUAGCGCCAUGAUCCUCUCCGGAUCCAUGCUGCUUCGCCACCUUGGUCUGGAUGACCACGCAAACAGAAUCUCAAAGGCUGUGUAUGAUGUGAUUGGUGAAGGCAAAACAAGGACUCGCGACAUGGGUGGUCAGGCCACCACCCACGAGUUUACCAGGGCAGUUCUUGACAAGAUGGAGGCUGCUCUGUGAUGGACUUCCUUUCUAAACUUGCUAUUAUUAUGACGAUGAGAGCUUGCAUAGGCCCAUUCACUGUUAAUCUAUUGUUUGUCCGAUAGACCGUGCUUUUCCUCGGCCUAUCUCUGUAUUUGUUCUAUCAUCCAGCCACCUGUACACCGUCAUAUUGACCUGCGAAAUAGUUGAAGAGUUGGACAAACAUGUGAGUCAACAAAGCCCACGGGAUGAACGCAAAAUAAGUAAGCAGCGACAUUUGCUUGUAUGUUUCCCAGCUGUCUACCGACCUGCAAAGUUCAACUUUUGAUAGUCACGGUGACUGAUACCUUGAGCUAUCAUCCAUGAGCAGAGUGAAGUUCUGAACCAGUACUC
This is a messenger RNA of Aspergillus homomorphus CBS 101889, 1613 nucleotides long. Its product is annotated as isocitrate dehydrogenase (NAD(+)) IDH1. The transcript has 5 exons. The coding region runs from base 99 to 1259 and encodes 386 amino acids. Gene Ontology annotation, molecular function: NAD binding; isocitrate dehydrogenase (NAD+) activity; magnesium ion binding. Gene Ontology annotation, biological process: isocitrate metabolic process; tricarboxylic acid cycle. The record is from RefSeq and is a predicted model, not a curated record. Lineage: Eukaryota; Fungi; Ascomycota; Eurotiomycetes; Eurotiales; Aspergillaceae. Gene Ontology annotation, cellular component: mitochondrion.